Ilex paraguariensis (yerba mate) is the source of this 438-nucleotide messenger RNA. Lineage: Eukaryota; Viridiplantae; Streptophyta; Magnoliopsida; Aquifoliales; Aquifoliaceae. The record is from the annotation of a GenBank genome assembly.
AUGGCCGGCGCAGGUGGGAGCGGAGGUUCGCUGGUGGGGGUGGCGGAACCGCAGUACGUGACGGCGAAGAUAUCGGUGUGGUGGGAUAUUGAGAACUGUCAUGUCCCAAAAGGUUGUGAGUCCCACUCGAUCGCUCAGAACAUAAGCUCAGCCUUGGUGAAGAUGAAUUACUGUGGGCCCGUCUCCAUUUCCGCCUACGGAGACACCACUAAGAUUCCGGCGACCGUACAACAAGCCUUGAAUAGCACCGGCAUCUCCUUAAACCAUGUACCUGCAGAGCCAACAAAUCAUUUGGAUGGGGAGUUCAAGACCCAGAGAGAACAAAUAAAGAAAGCCUGGAAUACCGAAUUGAGGAAAGUCGUUGGAAAAAUCUCAAACACCACAAUUAUUGAAGCCAAAGGAGACACCCAACUCAAAUCAAGGCCAACACCACCAUAA